This is a messenger RNA of Blastocystis hominis, 957 nucleotides long. RefSeq lists its product as hypothetical. The coding region runs from base 1 to 957 and encodes 318 amino acids. The transcript has a single exon. The record is from RefSeq and is a predicted model, not a curated record. Lineage: Eukaryota; Bigyra; Opalinata; Blastocystidae.
AUGUGGAAGGGAAACAAGCUCGUGGAGAUCAUCCGUAAAAUCGAAGGAACCAUCAUGAUUGAGUUCAAGCGAAACGGUAACAACACCAUCGCUUCGAAUCGAAUUCCCCUCUAUGUGGGUGAAUUCGUUUAUGAUGAAUCGAAAGAAUCGUUUCUUCGAAAUGGUCGAGGAUACUGGAUCGAUGAAGAAACUCGGAUUGCUACUCGCGAAGUGGAAUGGAAAGAUGGAGUGGAAGUGAGUGGAAGAGAUCUCUAUGAUGGAUGGUACACUCGAUCCACAACUCCAAAACCCAAACCCAAACCCAAACCCAAACCCGCUCCGAUGCCUGUGCCUGCUCCUGCUCCUGCUCCUGCUCCUGCUCCUGCUCCUGCUCCUGCUCCUGCUCCUGCUCCUGCUCCUGCUCCAAAAAGCGAAGAACCUGCUUCUCUUCGAUUCAGCGUCACUGGAUCUACAAAAUGGACCGAUGUGAGUUUGCAAGUGACCGAUUUGAAGAUUUCAUCGAAUUGCUGUAACGAUUUGAAUGCAUUGGAUCUGAAUCGAUUCGAGUGGAUACGAUCUAUCGAAAUCGGCGAUGAAUGUUUUGGAUCAGUGAAAACAUUCCAAAUCGAUGGAUUGAAUCGAUUGAAAACUAUCAAAAUCGGAAACAAUUCAUUUACACAUAUGAAAAAAGCCGAGUGGAAUGGUAUUAGGUAUGAUGUAGCUGUCAAACAAUGUAGCAAUUCGAAAUCAUUCCACAUAUUGAAUUGUGAAUCAUUGGAAUCCAUUCAAAUUGGUGAAUGGAGUUUCAGUGAUUUUGGAGGCGACUUUGAAUUGAAGAAUCUACCACAAUUACGAUCCAUUCAAAUUGGUAUAAUCGAAGGUAGAUCAACCAUUUUCUUCAAUCGUUCAUGGAAUUUCUUCAAUAAAUCAUUUGUGAUUCGAGGUAUUGAUAUGAUAUUGAAUAUGAAUAAUGAAUAG